UACUGUCCCGUCAAAUAUGAAAAACCUUAAUAUGAAAAAUAAGGUUUUGAUUGCUAUAAUUCGAGUUGUUCAUUUUACUCAUCUGUGUUGGCCAGCUGUAAGACCCGCCUUCUGCUUCUUCGUUUUCUUAUCUGAGGGGAGGAGGUGCAAUAAGCGCUCAGUUGAACUAUCGCCAUCUAGUGGUUGUUGAAGUUAAAGCCUAAACCAGAACCACUACGGCAAUUACACGAAAACUAAUAAAGAAUAAUAUCAUUGUAAAAACGUCAUCUGACAACCACCUAUUUGAAAUCACAUGUAUUUUUUUUUACAAAUAACUCAAUAAAUAUAAUUUUCCACGGGCCGUACCGCUUAGUUGAACUAAGGCCAAGCGUUUCUAUGGCAACGGAAAACAUUACCACAUAGGUUCUUCUUCACGCUCAUCCAUCUGUAAAGAAACUUUUUAAAAGUUUGUUUUUCUCUUAAAUAGACAAACCCUUUUUUUUCCUGAGAGUUAUCUGUGUACGGACGAUAAACACAGAAAGAAGAAAUGAGUGCCACUUCCUCCACCGCAUCUUUAAGACGACAACAUCGAUACCGCACAAGAGCCUCCUCCUCUCAGGUGGAUGAAAGCCUGUUUGGAAGCACCUCACAGAGGGCAUCACAGCCAGCCUCCAAGGUGAAGCAAGUCAAGGUAGUGCCAGUUGACAAGCGGACUAUUCAAAUUGUCACCAAAGAUCUCAUUCGCAAUCUCAGGGUUCCAUGUAAAGAUCCCUCUGGACAGUCCAUCAUUCUACCAUCAGCUGACUUUGAGCAAAUGACCUCAAGAUCCAAGCAUCUAUCCAAGGAAGAGGAAGCCUUGAAGGCAGCCGAUCAGAGCAGGAAAGAGGAGAUGAGUGCAGCCGAGGAAAGGAAACGUCAGAUGAUUGAGGCAGACAUGUCCCGUCAAGGGAAGCAGACUUUGAGCGAAGCAGAGAUGGAGGCCCAUGACCGCACGCAGUGCUUGCUGGAGAGGGCCAACGCCCUGAGAAUGGAACAGGAGGAGGAGAUUAAAGAACUUAACAAGGUGAUUCUGGGUGCUCAGUGCCAAGCCACGCGUGAUGCCCAGAUUCAGGAGAAGAGACAGAUCCAGCUGGAAAUCCUGGAGGAGCAGCAGCGUCUUGAUGCCAUGAUGGAAGUGGAGCGUCGCAGGCUUUUGGAGAAGAUGGAGCAGAUUGAUGAGCAGCACAAGCAAGAGAGGAUCCGUGGGAAGCAGCAAAUCUUUGAGCAGAUCCAGCAGCGUCUGGAAGAGAAGCUGGUGCAAGAAGAGCUGAAGGAGCAGGAGAAACAGUAUGUAAAAGAGGAGCAAGCCAGAAUGAACCUGCAGGACCUUAUGGCGCUGCAGAAGAAGAGACAGGAACAACAGCUUCUGCAUCAAGAGGUCAUACGCAUCAAUGCUGAGACUUUGAGGGCGCAGGAGCAGAGGAGGGAGGAGGAGAAGCUGGCAGAUAUGAGAGAAAUGGAAUUCAUCAAAACCAAACUGCAACGUGAGGCCGAGUACGAAGCAGAGCAGAGGAAGCUCAAGAAGGAGAAGGAAUUGGAGAUCGCCAGGCUGCGGGCUCAGCAGGAGCGAGCCAGAGACCACAAGGCAGACCAGGAUGAGCUGCAAGCAAGGAGGAACCAAGAAAUGGCGGACAGAGAAUGGAGGAGGAAACAGAAGGAGCUGGCUGCCAAGAAGAUACAGGAGGAGGCCACGCUGAGGGCUGCUCGCUUGGAGCAAGUUCAGCGCAAAGAGCACCUUCUGUCCAUGGAGGCCGGCCGAGAGAAAGCAGAGUUUGAGAGGGUCCUUAAGGUGCAACAGGAAGCCAGCGUCAAACAGAAGGAAGAGGACCAGAAGCAGCGCCAGAGAGCGCUCCACCACGCGGAGGCCAUCAGGAAACAGGUGCAGGAGAUGGCGCAGUUGGCCAUGGCCGAGCGAGCACAAAGCUUCAAGGAGGCAGAGAAAGUCAGCAGGGAGGCCCAGCAGAGACGCAACCGCAUCAACGAGAUCAAACAGAGGAAGCUGAAAGAGCUCAAGGCGUCUGGGCUCAGUGACAAAUACUGCAGUGAAGUGGAAAGGAAGACCUGGGUGCUUUGAUUCCCUCAUGGUGCCCGUAUCGGUAUCGGACUGCCUGCGUGGAUCCGAGGGGGCAGGAGUGUCCAAAAUGCGGCCUACAUUCUUUUAGAAUUCUUUGAAUCACACAAACAAUUUAACAAAAAAACAUUUGUCAUGAAACUAUACAUAUACAAUUAUUCAAUUAUAAAUCAUUCUCAAUCAGUCAUGAUGUGCUAUAUAUAUAUCACUAUAUUGACAGUUACUAUG
Doryrhamphus excisus (bluestripe pipefish) is the source of this 2317-nucleotide messenger RNA. RefSeq names its product cilia and flagella associated protein 45 (gene cfap45). The record is from RefSeq and is a predicted model, not a curated record. NCBI's taxonomy places the organism in Eukaryota, Metazoa, Chordata, Actinopteri, Syngnathiformes, Syngnathidae.